Messenger RNA from Cornus florida, 2049 nucleotides. Its product is annotated as probable receptor-like protein kinase At1g80640. The record is from RefSeq and is a predicted model, not a curated record. NCBI's taxonomy places the organism in Eukaryota, Viridiplantae, Streptophyta, Magnoliopsida, Cornales, Cornaceae. Gene Ontology annotation, molecular function: ATP binding; protein kinase activity. The transcript has 10 exons. Gene Ontology annotation, biological process: protein phosphorylation. Bases 305 to 1639 code for a protein of 444 amino acids.
AAUCCCCAACCUCAGUACCUUUUUGUCUCCUUUGUCUUUUGCAAAACAGCAGUAUGUGUGUGUGUAUGUGUGAGAGAGAGAGAAAUGGGUAGAACACAAGAACAUUGAAAAAUUGAAAAGAGCUUAAGAUCCAAAAACAUCAAAGCUUUAUUUCCAUUCUAUGGGCUUCAAAGAUUUCCUUUCUGUGUCCCUAUUAGGCCACUACUCUUCAUAUUUCUCUUUCUUUCUUGAUGUUUUCUUAACAUAGAAAAAGAGAACACACAGAAGAAAAAGUAGCGAGAAAAGGGUGAAUCUGAAAAGGAAAAUGAAGCUUUGUCAUGUGCUUUUUCUUCUUCAUGGACCCAUUUGGGGUUUACACUUAUAUCUGGUUGAAGCCAGACCAGACCCUCUUCUUUCUUCUUUAUCUGCUCCUCUUUCUUCACCACCACUCACACCCAUUCCUCCAAUUUCAGCAUCCAUGACAGCAGCCUUUUCUCCAGGGAUUCAAGUGAGAAGUGAAGAUCAGCAUCAAAUGAGUUCAGAUAAAAAACUGCGUAUAUCACUCAUUGUUGCCUCCUCUGCACUUGGUGCAGUCAUAUUGUCCUUGCUGUGUUUGUGGAUUUAUCACAGAAAGAAUUCACACAAAUCUCAUAAGAAAAAUUCUCAUAACUCAGGGCUUUCAUUAGGUCCAUUUAUGGGUAAAAACAAUUCCUUGAAGAUGACUCGUAACAAGGGAUCUGUACCUUUAAUGGAUUACAAGUUAUUAGAAGCGGCAACGAACAAUUUUGAAGAAAGUAAUAUUUUGGGUGAGGGUGGUUUUGGAUGCGUUUAUAAGGCGCAGCUGGGUGAUAAUUCUCAUGGGGCUGUCAAGAAAGUACAUGGUGGAAGUCAGGAUGUCAUAAGAGAAUUCCAGACUGAGGUUGAUCUGUUGAGUCAAAUUCAGCAUCCGAAUAUCAUUUCGCUACUAGGUUAUUGCAUACAUGGUGAAACAAGGCUUCUUGUUUAUGAACUGAUGCACAAUGGAUCUCUGGAAACCCAAUUGCAUGGACCUUCUCAUGGAUCCACUUUAACUUGGUAUCUCCGGAUGAAAAUUGCUCUUGAUGCAGCAAGAGGAUUAGAAUAUCUGCAUGAGUAUUGCAACCCAUCAGUGAUACAUAGAGAUCUGAAAUCAUCUAAUAUUCUUCUAGAUUCCAACUUCAAUGCCAAGCUUUCCGAUUUUGGUCUUGCCGUAACUGAUGGGACCCAAAACAAAAACAACAUCAAGCUUUCAGGCACCCUGGGUUAUGUAGCCCCAGAGUAUCUUUUAGAUGGUAAAUUGACCGAUAAAAGCGAUGUCUAUGCUUUUGGUGUUGUGCUUUUGGAGCUUCUAUUGGGAAGGAAGCCAGUAGAGAAACUGGCACCAUCUCAAUGCCAGUCUAUUGUCACAUGGGCCAUGCCUCAGCUCACUGACAGAUCAAAGCUUCCUAACAUCGUGGAUCCUGUGAUCAGAAAUACUAUGGAUCUGAAGCAUCUAUACCAAGUUGCUGCGGUAGCUGUGUUAUGUGUCCAACCGGAGCCAAGUUAUCGUCCAUUAAUAACAGAUGUACUACAUUCUCUCAUUCCUCUCGUUCCCAUGGAGCUUGGAGGAACACUAAGAGCUACAGAACAUGCAUCUCCUUAGUCCCGCGGAACCUCACUGGAUACUUGUUGAGAGUUCCUUAGUCCCGCGGCGCCUUCUGGUCACCGGAUACUUGUUGAGAGUUUUGAAUGCCUUCUGCAGUGGUAUAACAUAUUUACCUUCAGCACAUACAAGAUCAUUUCUCUGUGCAUUUAAUUGCUGUGGUCAUUUGGGUAAAGAGAAACUGGUGUUGUUAGAUUGAAUUUACUAUUUUGCCAAAGGAAUUUUGUAAAUUGAAGAUUAUGAGAUAUGGUCCGCUUGUACAUUCACUCACUCGUAUAUGUAACAUGUUAUUUAAGAGAAUUGAUGAUUGAACCAAGUCAUCUCUCUCGUUCUCUCUAAGAAGUUAAUGUCAUUGAAUAUCCUAUAUCUGGUUCAGUAUGUUUGCUAUGAGAGUUCUUGUGAAUUUCUGA